Daucus carota subsp. sativus is the source of this 1792-nucleotide messenger RNA. Its product is annotated as calcium-dependent protein kinase 11. The transcript has 7 exons. Lineage: Eukaryota; Viridiplantae; Streptophyta; Magnoliopsida; Apiales; Apiaceae. Gene Ontology annotation, cellular component: cytoplasm; nucleus. The record is from RefSeq and is a predicted model, not a curated record. Gene Ontology annotation, molecular function: calcium/calmodulin-dependent protein kinase activity; calcium ion binding; calcium-dependent protein serine/threonine kinase activity. The coding region runs from base 113 to 1636 and encodes 507 amino acids. Gene Ontology annotation, biological process: protein autophosphorylation; intracellular signal transduction; peptidyl-serine phosphorylation.
UUUUUUAAUAAUGUGGAGACAGAGAAAGGGACAGAAGGAAGGAUCCUCUUUGGCUCUCUGAGAAGACAAGAGGUGAAAAUCUUGAUCUAAUCUGAAAAAAAUAACACAAUCCAUGAAGAAAGCAUCAGAGGUUUCAUCAAGCUCAAAGCCCACAAAACAAGUUCUUCCUCAUCAAACACCAAGACUCACUGAUCACUACUUAGUUGGCCAGAAACUAGGACAAGGCCAAUUUGGAACAACAUAUCUUUGCACAGACAAGUCCUCUGGAGAAGAUUAUGCAUGCAAAUCAAUACCGAAACGGAAGCUUUUUUGUCAAGAGGAUUAUGAAGAUGUGUGGAGAGAGAUACAGAUGAUGCACCACUUAUCUGAACAUGCACAUGUAGUUAGGAUCAGAGCUACUUAUGAAGAUAAUUUGUGUGUACAUCUUGUCAUGGAGUUGUGCAAAGGUGGUGAGCUUUUCGAUAGGAUUGUACAAAAGGGUCAUUAUAGUGAGAAGAAAGCUGCAGAGCUGAUGAAGACAAUCGUCAAGGUUGUGGAGGGCUGUCAUGCUCUUGGGGUUAUGCAUAGAGAUCUUAAGCCUGAGAAUUUCUUGUUUGAUUCCCCUGAUGAAGAUGCUAAGCUUAAGGCUAUUGAUUUUGGGCUGUCUGUGUUCUACAAGCCUGGUCAGUAUCUUUCUGAUGUUGUUGGAAGUCCUUAUUAUGUUGCGCCUGAGGUGUUGUAUAAAUAUUAUGGUCCGGAAAUCGACGUUUGGAGUGCUGGCGUUAUAUUAUACAUCUUACUGUCUGGAGUUCCACCCUUUUGGGCAGAAACCGAGUCUGGUAUUUUCAGAAAGAUUUUAAAAGGAAAAAUUGACUUUGAAUCUGAUCCAUGGCCGCAGAUUUCAGAAAGCGCGAAAGAUUUGAUACGGAAGAUGCUUGAAAGAAGCCCGAGAGAAAGAAUAACUGCUCAUGAAGUCUUAUGUCAUCCUUGGAUCCUGGAUGACAGGGUUGCCCCAGACAAGCCUUUGGAUUCUGCAGUUCUGACACGACUGAAGCAGUUCUCAGCUAUGAACAAACUAAAAAAGAUGGCCUUACGUGUGAUAGCAGAAAGUCUUUCUGAAGAAGAGAUUGGGGGCUUGAAGCAAUUGUUCAGAAUGAUUGACACGGACAACAGUGGCACUAUAACAUUCGAGGAGCUGAAACAGGGAUUGAGAAGAGUCGGCUCUAAUCUAAUGGAGUCUGAGAUCCAUCAUCUUAUGAAUGCGGCUGAUAUUGACAAGAGUGGCACAAUUGACUACGGAGAAUUUCUGGCUGCUACCUUGCACAUGAACAAGAUGGAGAGGGAGGAGAACUUGGUUAGAGCAUUCACUUACUUUGACAUGGAUGGCAGUGGUUACAUAACCUUUGACGAGCUUCAACAGGCCUGCAAAGACUUUGGUGUCGACGAGGUUAAACUGGACGAGAUGAUUAGUGAGAUUGAUACUGAUCAUGACGGACGUAUAGAUUACAGUGAAUUUGCUACAAUGAUGAGGAAGGGCGACGGAGGAGUUGGGAGCAGAAGCAUGAGGGGAAAUCUCAACUGUAACUUGGCACAAGCUCUGGGAACUACUCACUCCACAUGUCUUCAUGGAGCCGUCGACCCCUUAAAACAAACUUAACCAUUCGGAAAUACUCAUGCCUAACUCACAAAUUUAUAUUUUAUCCACUACUGGAGUUUUAUUCAUAAGACCAAAAUUUAACAACAAAUUAGCAGAAGAUUAGGCCAAAUAUUAGAUUAGAUAAUGUUUAAUUUUCAAAUUUUAUAUUGGUUUCUA